This is a messenger RNA of Odontomachus brunneus, 3455 nucleotides long. Its product is annotated as nucleoprotein TPR-like. The transcript is spliced from 19 exons. Gene Ontology annotation, biological process: regulation of cilium assembly. The record is from RefSeq and is a predicted model, not a curated record. The coding region runs from base 315 to 3455 and encodes 1046 amino acids. Gene Ontology annotation, cellular component: centrosome. Lineage: Eukaryota; Metazoa; Arthropoda; Insecta; Hymenoptera; Formicidae.
AAAAAUAAAAAAUAAUUGAACGUAGCGUACGCAACGAUAAGAAUUUUCUGAAGAAUUUUGAAGUGAGUACAAUAUACGAUAUUGACAUAUUGUACAUGUGAUAAAAUUCCAAUAGUUUCAUGUCUAAUAUGUUAUAUUUUGCAGCUUUUUUCUAAAAUAAUACUUUCGAAAUAUAUUUAAAUUGCCGGACGCAAUUUGACGAUAUACCGUAAUUCUAUCUCGAGAUACAACGAAGAAUUCGUAAGGUUAUUCGCAUUACAUACGUGUAUACUUCGCAAGAUCAAGCAAAACGGUGUAGACUCGAAGGUAAAAAUAUGAAGAAGCGACGGCCGUGGGCAAGAAACUAUUCCACUCCACAAAGACAUUCCUGUACGUAUGAACGUUUACAGACCAGGGAAAAAAGAAUCUUUAACUUAAAAAGACGAGGUUCAAGAUGGAGUAACCCUAAACUUCAAGAAAACAAUGGACAAUUUGACAAUGAUUCACGCUUGAAGAAAGACGCGUUUGGCUCACUGGAAUCUCUUUUUGAUAUAAGGAAACCUUUGAAUUUGCUAGAUGUGUAUCAGAUAGCAUUCGAUUACUGCAACGAUAAGUCAGUCGAAAGAAAAUCAAUUGACGCGUUUGAUGCCAUUAAAUCAGAACCGCUUGUAGAAACAUUAUUCCUUCAAUCUCUUUUACCAAGCGUAAAUUCCGAACCGCGUGUCAAUGAGCCGAUACACUUUGAAGGAAAAGAAAAUAUUAAAGUUACUGAACUAAAAGCAAGCGAAAGAUCACACACGGAAACGUCUGAUUUUGCGAGAAAAUUACAGCAGAACACCUCGAUUUAUAACAAAGAAAAUUACACAGUAAAUAUGGCUACAGUAUUGCAAGAGGGUGAAAUUCCAAAAGAACAGCAGGAAGAAGUCGAAGAAAAAGCAGAGGAAAAAGUAGAGGAAGAAAAAGGGGAAGAAAAAGAGGAAGAAAAAGAGGAAGAAAAAAAGGAAGAAAAAGAGAAAGAAAAAGAGGAUGUUGCUGGAGCACUUGAAGAAAGCAAAGAUAUCAAAGAUGAAGACUCGCAAAAAAAGCUACCCUCUUCUGUCGUAUCUGAUAUACUAGACUUGAUGGAUAUUAAUAUAAACAAUACUCGGCUAAAAGUUGAAAUCGAACGACUGCAGCGCGAAAUUGAUCAUUUAAAAACGAAACAUGAUCAACCAGGAGUGGAUGCGCAGCUGCAAGCAGAGAAAAAAGCCCUUGAACGGAAAGAAAUCAUAUUCAAAACAUCGACGUCUACAUUUUGUAAAAAAAUGGAAGAGAUUUUAGAUAUACCUUAUGAUGAGUUGUUUGAACGCUAUGCAACAUUUUUUACCAAGAGAAUUGAAGAGGAAGUUGAAGAGGAAGUCGAAUUUCCACAAAUAGAAUAUCCUGAGGAUAAGCUGCCGAGAAUAAUCAUAUGCGGCCGCAAGGAAAAUAUGUUUCCACAAAUUGUGAUAGCGGACAGUAAACAGAUAGAAACAGGGGAACGUUACAAACGUUUAGUUAGCCAGGGAAGGGAGGCUAUGAAGAAAUCACAGAAACUGGUUUUUGAAGAUAUCACACAGGAAUGGUCUAAGUACAAACUAGAAAAAGCUUUGCUAGAGAAGGAUAAAACCAUUGAGAAAUUAGACAGGACUAUAUACAAGCUGAAAGCGGAAAUGCACAUGAUCGUCAGAGAGAAUAAGAAGUUAAGAGAUGAAAUAGCUACUUUGAGUGAGGAUCCUUAUCGUGAAAUCAGUCCUUACCCUAGUCCGCAACGUGAACUUUGGUCUGACGAUCCAACUGGUUCGCCGAGACUUACUGGAGGUGGAUCGGCAACAGACACUCCCAAUCUCGAAUAUAAUAUUCUGCAAAACGUUAAGAUGUGUACGCGAAGUGUUAUUCUUACAAAAGCAUCGCUUCCUCAAGAAACAUGUUCCUUGGAACAGCAAUUAGGAAGUAUGGAGAGUGAUGUCCGCAACAUGCAGAUGCAAUUGGCGAAUGUGAGACGAGAGCAGCAGCAACUGAAGCAACAACGUAAUUUACUCAAAUGUACAGGACCUUGUGCAUCGUGUGCCUGUUCUCCUCUGCCUGCGACGUGCGUGACAGUCUCAGCGUUAAAGUCUAUUUCGUCGAAAGGAUCUACUAUACCUGCGGUGUCUCCUACCAAAAUGAUUGCGCAAGCUGUAUCCCCAAAAUGCACUAGUCCUUGCACGAACAUACCUAUGGGUACCAGCACUUGCGCUCAACAACAAUUACGCGACCUUCGCGAACAAUACGCUCGACUGCAGGAAGAUUAUAAAAAUAAGUUGUACGAGGUAUCAUGCAUGAGAACUGACGCGGAGAAAAUGAAGCAGGAUUUGCGCGAUGCAAAAGAGGAGAAAGAACGGGUAGAGAUAAAGAUGAUAGACGUUCAAGAGCGAUUGAGGUUCUUAGAAGAGGAAAGGGGAAAUUUCGAAGGUCAUAAAGAACAACUCGUCGAACAGGAACAGGCUUUAAUAGUGGCGAAACAACGAGUGAGAGAAACGCAAGAUGAGCUAGAGGAAUUUCGCUCUACUACUCAAGAUCUAUCCGUUCAACUGGAGGAUUAUCGCAAUAAAUAUUUGCAAGCCCAGCAAUACGUUGAAGAACAACGAAGGCAAAUGGAUCUUAUGGAAAUGGAUAACGCGCGAAUGAACGAAAAUGUUACUUUGGAAAUCGGACGUGUUAAAAAUCAAUUCCAAGAAAAAUUAGCCGAGCUUGCGCCACUGCCCGAAAUCUUAAAACAAUCGCAAACGAAGUUACAAGAGACGCAGCAAAUACGGUUAAUCGCCGAACGCAAUUGUGAAGAUUUGUCGCGGGAAUUGCAAGGAUACAAAGAUAAACUUCAGAUUCAGCAAAAUGAAGUGGAAGUGUUGCGUGCUCAGUAUCAGACACUUCUGGACGAAAGAGGACAAGGAACCGGUCGAUUCGAAGAGAUAGAAAAAAAGUGUGGCGAACUGCGUAACGAAAACGAGAGAAUGAAAAACACACUGACACGACUCGAGGAACAAAAGGCGCAGCUUCAAAAACGCAUGGAUGAGAAAAUGCAUGAGAACGCGCAGUUGUUGUCACAAUUGGAUCAAGUAAGAGAGGAAUCUGCUCGACAAGUAGCGAGAACGAAAGACCGAUGCGAAAAUAUGCGAUGCUCGAUGCAGCGUCAGAUCGCUGAAAUGGAGAGAGAAUUGGCACAAUGUAGAGCAACGGCGCGGGCCGCACAGCGAGACAGAGACGAAAUUAGACAAAAAAUGCAGGGUCAAAUAAAUAACUUGAACGAGGCCUUUGAACAAGCGCAACGACGCAUAAGAUCUCUGCAAGGUCAUGUGAACUAUCUCAAGACCUCUUACAGUAACAUGUUAAUCGACCAACGAGAGAAGACACCGACCAGUAUUCCUGCGGGAGAUGCUCCAGGCUUAGGAUAUGAUUCCUGCGACUGCAACUAUUAA